AACCAAACCAUGGGCUAAGUCUAACAACUCCCAUCAAACAUAAGUAGGGAGGCCUCUUAAAUCAAGAAUCAAGUUCUGAGGUCUGUCCAAGCCAUACGAUAUCUUUGUAUUAGUGAAUAAGAAAGAAGGAGGUUUAACUGACCAUGUUGGGAAAAAAAUCGACGCCGGUGAUCGGUAUGCUCACGGGAUCAUUGGUUUCCGGUUGUCGGCCUAGGGGUGUCCACGUCACAACUAGCCCAAGAAGUCACCUUGAGGCCAAGACUCAAUCUCCAAGAGGGCUUAAAAGUUUUGAUCUUGGUGGGGUGGGAUUAGGCAUCGUGGCGGCCCUCGAGAAGUCGGGCGAUGGUCGGGGUGAUGUUCCGGCUAAUAAGGCGUUAUUCAGUCGAAAUUUGAGCCGAUCCAACCCGAUUCCGGUCAUUUCACCAAAGAAGUCAUCUGGAUAUAAAGAAAACUUGGAGGAGGUAGAGAGGCAGAGUUGGGAGGAGUAUACUAUUGUGACCUGCCAUGUCCCAAACAAGUCAUACACGAAGGUGUACUUUGAUGCCAAAAAAGGUGAUGAAAGGAGCCCUUUUAGGAUAAGUAGCAGCAUGAAGAGUACCCGGGCCAGCGUUUUUCACAUAGCUCCGCCAAGAUUUGGGGAGGCCACCGGAGUUCUGGCUGCCGAUUUUCUCAGCUCAUGCGGUAUGUGCCAGAAGAAGCUCCAAGGCGAAGACAUAUACAUGUACAGGGGAGAGAAAGCAUUCUGCAGCACAGAGUGCAGAUACAGGCAAAUAGUUAUGGAUGAGCGCAAAGAGAAGUGCAGCUCAGAAGCCUCCAGGCCGGUCGAUGUCUCCUCCUCGCCUUACGCUAACGGCCAGAACUUCACCGUCGGAAUUCUGGCAAUUUAGUCUGAACAUACAUGGGUAGCGAUUAGCUAGCCAUGCCAUCAACAUACUAGUAUGAGUAGAGUACAUAUAUAUAUAUGUAUACUCCGGAUUAUUACACCGUUAUACAUAUGGGAAACAGCUCGUCAAUGGAGCUACCCUUUUUGUCUCUC
Sesamum indicum (sesame) is the source of this 1036-nucleotide messenger RNA. Its product is annotated as FCS-Like Zinc finger 13. The record is from RefSeq and is a predicted model, not a curated record. NCBI's taxonomy places the organism in Eukaryota, Viridiplantae, Streptophyta, Magnoliopsida, Lamiales, Pedaliaceae.